AUGGAUUCCCCACCGAGAGAGCUGGUCACGGACAAUAACAAGUCUCCUCUUAUCCAGAUCCUGGCAUGGAUGUUCCUCGUCAUCGCGGUGCUCGCCUGCGUCGCGCGGACCGGCACGAAGCUGUACAUGGUCAAGAGGCUCAAGGCCGAGGACUGGUUUGCCAUUGUCGCCACGAUCGCGGCGUGUGGGCAGUACAUUGCGCAGGUGGCCGGCGGCUACCAAGGGCUGGGCAAGCAUGUGGCGGACCUGACGCCAGACAGAGUCAACGGCGCACUCAAGGGCCAAUAUGCAUCUGAUGUCUUCUUCAUCGCGAGCCUCUUCUGCGCCAAGAUUGCGACGGCCAUGAUGACAACGUCGAUUUCGCAACGGAGCCACAGACGAAUAAUACAGGCGAUUGAGCUGUUGAUUGCGCUGUGGGCGGUGACUGGGAUUCUUGUCGUUCUUUUCCAGUGCCAACUGCCGAGUCCGUGGUUUUACAUUGAGCGGAAAUGCAUUCAGCGAGUCGCGUUUUGGACUUGCUUCAGCGUCGUCAACAUCAUCACCGACCUGCUGCUGAUAGGGAUCAUGGUGGAAAACGUGCGGCGAAUCCAGACUUCAUGGUCCAAGAAAGUCCUUGUCAUCUGCGUCUUUGGCAGCCGAAUCUUAGUCACCCCCGCCAUCAUCGCCCAGAUCGUCUACUUACCCCGCGGCCUCGCAGCGGCCGACGCGACCUUUGUCUCGUGGGAGCUGGCCGUCAUCACCGCAGUGGUGACGUGCACCAGCAUCCUGGCCAUCUGCGUGCCGAACCUCAAGCCGUUCCUGGACAGCCUGGAGUCGGGCCAGAUCCGGGUGGACGACCUGCGGCGGCAGGGCAAGUCGAGCAGCGGCGGAUACGGGAGCUACAACCGGAACGCGUCCGGCGGCAGCGGCAGCGGCAGCGGUGGGCGGAGGAGCGGCAACAACCGGUCGCACGGGGGCAACAACUCGCGGCGCGACCCGCUGGCGUCCAAGGCGUCGCAGCGCAGCAAGAUGUUUGAGAUGGUGGACAUGCACAGGGCCAAGAAGGAGGAGCAGCAGCAGGAGCAGACGACGACCACGGAGAACGGCCAGCAGCAGCAGACGAACCAGAACCGCGACGGCGACGGCGCAUGGGACGGGCAAAGCCACACGAGCCAGACGAUCCUGAUCCAGCAGACCAAGACGUGGUACGUCGACGUGGAGGAGCGGCGCGAGUCCAACUAG
Molecule: messenger RNA, 1221 nt
Organism: Cordyceps fumosorosea ARSEF 2679
Lineage: Eukaryota; Fungi; Ascomycota; Sordariomycetes; Hypocreales; Cordycipitaceae
Exons: 5
Coding region: 1-1221 (406 amino acids)
Source: RefSeq, a predicted model, not a curated record